GGCGUGCGCUUGGACCAGCGGUCGGAUAGCUGUGGCUCUACUGGCGGAGACAUGGGCGCAGUGUGAUUACUCUUUUAAUGAAAAUCCGGACGGAAUUACUCACUUUGCUACAACACUCCUGUCCCCGCAGGACUUCUUGUAUAUCUUGUCUCAUGUGCGCCUGAGUGUGCCCUUUCCUUAACCGAGCAUGCUUUUUCCUUUGCCUUUGUUUGAUAUGAGACGGGAUUAAAAUCUCAGGGAGCGGACUGAACUGUCCGCUUAGUAAAAAGAGGCUAAUUUAGGCUGUAGCCUAACUUUUUUUUUAGGGCAGGGAUGUCUUCGGCACGGGUGGAUUACAUUGCGCCCUGGUGGACUUACUGGCUUCACAAUUUCCCCCAUAUCAACCUGAGGUUUCAGCCCACUGACAACAGCUUCCAACCUGAAGAAGAGAACUACCAGCAGUCUCUGAUAUUCCUGGGCUGCGUGGCGGCUGCAGGGCUCGGCCUCAACCUGCUCUGCCUGGCCAUCUACCUGAGCUGCCUGUGCUGCUGCCGCAAAGACGAAGAGGAGGAGAGCAAGAGGCCGAACUCCUGCUGCAUCACCUGGUCCGCGGUCACCGCCGGCCUCAUCAGCUGCGCCGCGGUGGGUGUGGGUUUCUAUGGCAACAGUGAGACUAACGACGGGGUGUACCAGUUGACCUACUCCCUUUACAAUGCCAAUCACACGCUGGAAGGUGUGGAUAGCCUGGUGACUGGCACCAUGGGCAGCAUGAAGAGCGGGCUGCACCAGCACCUUGCGAGGCUGGAUGAGAUCUUUGCCACACGGGGCGACUACGUGCAGACCCUGCAGUUCAUGCAGCAGAUGGCUGACAACGUGAUCAAACAGCUUCUGGGCCUACCUGACUGGGAAGAGGCUAAAGUAGACCUGGCCUCCAUCGCUGAUCAAACCGCAUACAUAGAAUAUUACAGGUGGCUGACAUACCUGCUGCUCCUCAUCCUGGACCUGAUCAUCUGCCUGCUGGCCUGUCUGGGCCUGGCCAAGCAGUCUCGCUGGCUGCUCACCACGAUGAUGGUGUUUGGGGUGCUGACCUUGAUCCUGAGCUGGGCCUCCCUGGGAGCUGACCUGGCCACUGCUGUGGGCACCAGUGAUUUCUGUGUGGCCCCUGACAAGUACCUCAUGAGCCAAACGAGGGAUAUCAUCAGUGCUGAUAUAGUCCAUUACUACCUGUAUUGCAACAACCAGACUCGCUCCAACCCCUUCCAGCAGGCUUUGACCAUCUUCCAGAGGUCCCUGACCACCAUGCAGAUCCAGGUCCAGGGUCUGUUGCAGUUCGCUGUUCCCCUCUUCCCCACUGCUGAGAGAGACCUCAUGGGCAUCCAGCAUUUGCUGAACUCCUCUGAGGCCAGCCUGCACCAGCUGACUGCCCUGCUGGACUGCAGGGGGCUCAACAAGGACUACCUGGAUGCGCUGGUGGGGGUGUGUUAUGACGGAGUAGAGGGUCUGCUCUACCUAUGCCUCUUCUCCAUCCUGGCAGCCUGUGCCUUCUGUGUCAUGCUGUGUGCCAUUCCCAGGGCAUGGAGACAAAUUGCCUGCAGGGAACGGGAUUAUGACGACAUCGACGAAGAGGACCCGUUCAACCCGCGAGCCAGGAGGACAGGCUCGCAGAACCCCAACCACGCCAACAUGCACAGCUUCUGCAGCUACAGCAGCAGCAUGGGCAGCCAGAGCAGCCUGCACCCGCCCGCCCAGGCUGUCUCCAACGCCCCCAUGUCUGAGUACAUGAACCAGACAGCUCUGUUCGGGGGAAAUCCGCGGUACGAGAACGUGCCUCUGAUAGGACGAGGCUCUCCACCUCCCUCGGUAUACUCUCAGCAGUAUAGAAACCGAUACUCCCCCAGUAUGCGGGCCACCUAUCUGUCCAUGACUGAGGAACAGAAUAGACACUUUGGCAACGACUUCCAGGCGUAGACUCGCUCCCUCCACUCUUCUCUUCUCACCUGUCCGGGAGGGAAACAGUGCCAUGUGACCACACACACGACCAUACACACUCAGCCGGCAAGAGUGUGUACCCGCAGCGCUGACCUUCUGGUGUAAACCAAUGAUGUGAUGGGGGGAAUGCCCCAUCAGUUUGUCUACUCCAGACAUCCCAGAGAACAGUGUGUACCAUCUCAGCAGUCCAGGACUCCAGCCUGUGCAGUCUCAGGACAAAUGGAACCGUAUCUGUAUUGUUCCACCUGUUGUGGGCCCAUAACUGUUUAAUCACACUUUUACACCCCAAGCCUUUUUGUGGGAUAAAUUAGGCUUAAAAUUAACUUCCUUGCUGUUUCUUCAUUGUGUUGGUUUACUACCUGACACAAGUUUUAAAACAUUUGUUGAAAAGUGUAAGAAACAGUAUCUAUUUGUGGAGUUGUGGUUGGGAAAAACGAGGUGUGAUGAUAGUGAUUUGAUUUUCUAUGCCUGCUUGAGUCAUUCAAAUAAAACAUGCAGAUGAAAUGGAUGAGUAGAGUAAACAACUUUGAUGAGAAUGAACUUCUCACAGUGCUAUCCAUAUUAAUUUGUAUCCACUGAUGUGAAGCUUGUAAAGAAACAUGGAAGCAUGUUUAUGUGCCUAUAACUACUCCCUUUUCCUCAAAGCCAGUAUUCCCCAUAACAUAACAACCAAUUUUUAAUUUUCUCUCUCUUGCUAAAGAUAUACUCUCUCUCUCUACACCUCUUCAAAAGAACACUGGAUACGUUUUUACAUACCUUUAGACCCCAAAGAGAAAAACAAUGUAUGAAAUACUGAACAUAAAAGUCUCCUCUUUAUUAACAAAACUGAUUAGCUGAUAUAAUCAUGCCACAAUGUCUCUGCGCUAUGCUCUGUGCUUGAUUUUUGUAAAGCACAAACCCAACACUGACAGUGAAUAACAGGAGGUCUUGUCCAGGCCUAAUCUCAAUAAUCAUUUACACACACACACCCAAACACACACACACACACACACACACACACACACACACACACACACACACUGAAUAUUAAUGCUGUUUCAAAACUCACUUGCAGGACUACCUUGAGACCAUGGCUUCUGUAAAUAAGUUGUACAAUUAGAGACUGUUGUCUCAUGUUGUUGUGACUUUUUCCCCCCUAAAUGUAUUUUUGGUUGUCCCAAAUGUGCUAGCCUGGCCUGGUGCUGCCACACAGCUCUCAAAGCAUUUUUUCUCAUUCUCUAGGGGCCAUUUGAUUCAUGUUAGCUGAGAAAUGUGUGCAUAUCAUCUAAUUCAACUAAUGCCAUAGAAAUCUAUGUUGGGUCAACACUUAGAAAGUUGUGCUGCUCUAACUAUAACAUAUUGAAAUUAUUCAGAUGACUAAUGAUUUUUUUUUUCUUUUUUUCACUUUUUACAAAUCAAACCACCAAAAUAGUGCAUAUUUCUAUUGAACAGUAUUGUUUUCAUAUGGGUUUAAUACAUGAAAUUACUUUUUUUAAUGAUUUUGUUCAUUGUUGUUUGUUUGUUUAAUUGCAUGUUACACUGUACAGCCAUUGAGCGUGGUGCUUACUUUUGUGUGUGACUCCCAACAGGGGUCUAAUUGUGAGUUGAAUAAAAUAGUUUUGAGUAGA
Myripristis murdjan (pinecone soldierfish) is the source of this 3575-nucleotide messenger RNA. It is a transcript of the gene ttyh2, whose product is annotated as tweety family member 2. The transcript has 15 exons. Gene Ontology annotation, molecular function: volume-sensitive chloride channel activity; intracellularly calcium-gated chloride channel activity. The record is from RefSeq and is a predicted model, not a curated record. Gene Ontology annotation, cellular component: plasma membrane. Lineage: Eukaryota; Metazoa; Chordata; Actinopteri; Holocentriformes; Holocentridae. The coding region runs from base 313 to 1947 and encodes 544 amino acids.